Molecule: messenger RNA, 1347 nt
Organism: Gamsiella multidivaricata
Lineage: Eukaryota; Fungi; Mortierellomycota; Mortierellomycetes; Mortierellales; Mortierellaceae
Exons: 3
Coding region: 1-1347 (448 amino acids)
Source: RefSeq, a predicted model, not a curated record
AUGACCAAGGCAGAGCGUCGUGAAUUGCAGGAGCGACAGAAGGCAGAGAAGGCAGCUCGCGUUUCUGCAGGUUUGCCAGCUUCAGGGAAGAAAGCCGCUCAGGCUGCUGCACAGCCCAACUCUGGGUUUUCGCCCAAUCCCUCAAAGUCUUUGGCCACCUCAUUUCCCGGAGCCGAGGCGGAAAUGGCCAUUGCAGCUGCAGAAUCGACAGCUCAAACCAAGAGACGAGAAAAAUUGACAAAAGAGAUCGGGCUAUUCGCUCAUCUGGACCCUCCCAAGUUUGCCAACACUGCUUCGGCACCAAAGGAUCUUCACCCAGCAGUUGUCAAUGUUGGACUUCAAAUGGCACAGUUUAAGAUUUGCGGCGCAAAUGCCCGAUGUGUCGCCACUAUGAACGCAUUCCGCAAGGCUAUCCAAGACUAUCAGACGCCGCCAAACACGACUCUUUCCCGCCACAUGCAGACCUACCUGAAUCCUCAUAUCAGCUACCUUGUGACAUGCAGACCCAUGGCUGUCAGUAUGGGUAAUGCGAUCCGGUAUCUGAAGUACGAGAUUGGAAAGAACCUGGAGUUGCCCGACGAGGACGCUCGCUCGCUGUUCCUAGAGAAGAUCGACAACUUCAUUCGCGACAGGGUCACGAUGGCUGACCAGGUUAUUAUCAGCUUGGGCUUGCAGAAGAUUCAGGAUGGCGACGUGAUUUUGACAUAUGCCCGCUCGUCUGUGGUCCAAGGCUUGCUCUUAGCUGCCCAUGCCAAAGGAAUCAAAUUCAAGGUGAUCGUUGUUGACUCUCGACCACGGUUUGAAGGAAAGCAAUUGGUUCGCACACUGGCUUCCGCUGGAGUGCCCUGCACCUACGUUCUCUUGACGGCAAUCGGACACGUCAUGCGCGAGGUCAGCAAGGUUAUUUUGGGCGCCCAUUCAUUGCUUUCAAACGGAGCAUUGUAUUCGCGCGCAGGAACGGCUGUUGUGGCGAUGUCAGCUCAUGAGCGCAAGAUUCCAGUGAUUGUCUGCUGCGAGACCUACAAAUUCAGCGACCGAGUCCAGUUGGAUAGUUUUGUACAGAACGAAAUUGGCAAUCCGGAUGAGCUUGUCAACGAUCAGCACAACAACUACGGACACAGCAGCACGCGAUGCCACGGCAGCGUUCGUGGCAGUAGCAGCAGUACAGCUGCUUCCACUCAUGGCCCCGCGUCAGGGGUGUUAUCUGAGUGGAGGGAGUCAAGGGAUCUGAAGCUGCUGAACCUGCUGUACGAUUUGACGCCUAGCGAGUUUGUGACAGUGGUGAUCACCGAGGUUGGACUAAUCCCAUGCACGUCGGUCCCUGUCAUUCUGAGAGAGUUCUUGUAA